This is a messenger RNA of Psilocybe cubensis, 522 nucleotides long. RefSeq lists its product as uncharacterized. The transcript is spliced from 2 exons. Bases 1 to 522 code for a protein of 173 amino acids. NCBI's taxonomy places the organism in Eukaryota, Fungi, Basidiomycota, Agaricomycetes, Agaricales, Agrocybaceae. The record is from RefSeq and is a predicted model, not a curated record.
AUGCCAGAUGCAAAUUAUACUUUUGACGAAUACUGCGAGCUUGAAAGCGAAGGCAACUCACCAUUAAACUCGGUCAAUGUGGACCAGAGGCCUUGGCGCCCGUUCCGUACACGUCUUGACUUCGAGUUUGCAGAGAUAUUUCUUAGCGCCCAUCUGAGCCAUAAUCAGUUAGAGGUGCUUAUCGCUCUAAUUCAUCAAGCCAUCGCAUCACCGAAUGAAUUCACACUGAAAAAUGAUGCCGAUUUAACUCAAAUAUGGACUUUUGCACGGGAAACCCGUGCACAGGGAUUUAUCAAGACUCCCAUUUCGGUCGAUUACAAGGGUGAAAGCCUUACCUACAAUGUGUGGUACCGUCCCCUAUGGGAAUGGUGCCGUGAACUUCUUUUGGAUCCAGCACUUGUCCGAAGGUUUCACUGGAAUGCAGAACAGUUGUUCAUGUAUAAAGGAGAGAGGUUUGAGCGGAUAAUUGAUGAGCCGUGGACUGCGAACACUUGGUGGGACAUCCAGGUAUCAAAAUUCUAA